CUACCGUGUGACGAGGUUGGGCUGCUGCUGUCCUCCCUCUUUCGCUCAGAGUUUCAUCUGCUCAGCUGGACUUUGCCGAACAUUUACACCCGCUCUGGACUUGUGGAAGGCUUUGGUACCUGCUGUGUGUCUGAGCUCCUCCUCGAUUGAAAUCUCCAAAUGCUUGUGUCCUCUAUAAUGUGUCUCACAGUGAUGGAGAAGGUCUGGGGUGGGCACUGCCCUCAGUCAGGUGUGCUAUGAGCUUUUGGAUUACUCCAGCUGUGCCAUAAUACACCCAGUUCAUCGGUUUCAGCCUGUGCCCCAUGGCCUCCGGUUACCCUCCCCCAUUCGAAGGCUCAGCUGAGGUCAAGGAGGGCUUUCUUUGCCCCCUGUGUCUGAAAGACCUGCAGUCCUUCUACCAGCUGCAGGACCACUAUGAGGAGGAGCACUCUGGAGACAACCGCCAUGUUGGUGGACAAAUAAAGAGCUUGGUACAGAAGGCAAUAAAGGCCAAAGACAAGCUCCUGAAGCGGGAUGGAGAUGAGAGGACAGAGACCAGCUAUGAAUCUUUCUACUAUGGGGGAGUGGACCCCUACAUGUGGGAGCCUCAGGAACUGGGAGCCACUCGGAGUCACCUGGAUCUUUUUAAGAAACACAGAGCUGCUAGGAUUGACCAUUACGUCAUCGAAGUCAACAAACGCAUCAUUAGACUGGAAAAGCUUACUUCCUUCGACAGAACCAACAUGGAUGCUGGGAAGAUAAGAGCAUUGGAGAAGUCAGUGGUGCCGUGGGUGAGUGAUCAGGACGUACCGUUCUGCCCAGACUGCGGAGCCAAGUUCAACAUCAGAAACCGGCGCCAUCACUGCCGUCUCUGUGGCUCCAUCAUGUGUAGGAAGUGCAUGGAGUUUGUGCCCCUCCCGCUGGCAUAUAAGUUAACCAGCAGCACUCGAGAGGCGCUGUGUGUGCCGGGCAGUCCAGGGAAGGCUGGGUCUCCUGGAGCAGGAGGUCCUGUAGUGCAGCAGCAGCAGCUUCCACGCCGUGGUUCCAUAAGCAGCCUCUCUUCAGUCAGCUCUGUGCUGGAGGAGAAGGAUGAAGACCGUAUCCGCUGCUGCAGCCACUGUAUGGACGCACUGCUCCGUCACCAGCACAAACUGGAGGAGAAAGACCACGUGCCUGACAUCGUCAAACUGUACGAGAGGUUGAGGAUGUGUAUGGAGAAGGUGGACGAGAAGGCUCCAGAGUACAUCCGCAUGGCCGAGUCGCUUAAUGCUGGUGAGACGAGCUAUAACCUGGAAACUGCUGGUGGUCUUAGGCUGGAGGUGCAGAAAUACUAUGAGCACAUUGAUGCUUUGAGUAAGAAGAUUCUAACACUAGGACUAAAAGAUGAGGUCCAGCCCCACCCGAAGACUCUCCAGCUGCAGAGGAUGGUGCGCUACUCAGCAACAUUAUUUGUACAGGAGAAGCUGUUGGGUCUAAUGUCUCUUCCGACAAAAGAGAAAUAUGAAGAACUGAAAGAGAAGAGGAGGGAGGAGCAGGAGAAGAGGAUCCAACAGGAGAGACAGGCAGCUCUGGAGGCACAAAAGCGGCGUUCUGAAAUCGAGAAGAACCGCCCAAUCCUCAGUGCUAACGGAGACGCCCCCCGGCCUGCCCAGGGCCCUCGCAUGACCAAAGCUGGGGGCUGGCUGCCCUCUUCGGAUGCUGUCCACUCACGCAGUCGUGAACUGGACGACCCUUUGCUGCAGCAGAUCGACAACAUCGAGUCGUUUCUGCGGCAGGCACGGGCAGCCAAUCGCACCGAUGAGAUUGCUAUGCUGGAGGAGAACCUGCGGCAACUGCAGGACGAAUUUGAUGCUCAGCAGACCACCCGGGCCAUUGAGCUCUCUCAGCGGCUGGCCGAGGAGGAAAGCUUGCAGCAGAGCCAACUCCAGUACUUGGAGCAGAGGGAACUGGAGAGCAAAAUGCACACCAGAGAGCGCUCUUUGGAUUUCGGAGAAGGAAAGAGCGCAAAAGAAUGUGGGGUGACGGAAAGCGACUCCAGAGAAGAUUUGAAUGUAAGCCCAGUGCUUAGUCCACUGCUUAAGACUCAGUCAAUAAAGUCUUUCCCACGAUUACCUGGGAAUUCGCCACCACUGCAGAGAGACGAGCGUACACCAACUCCCCCUGCUGGAGAGACGCUGAACAGCAGCACCACUGCUUCCCUAAAUCCAUUUGAUGAAGAAGAUGCCACUCCAAUUGAGGAAGACCCAAUGAACCCUUUCAGCGAGGAGAUCCAGAAAGAACAUAGCCAAGCGUCUAGCAGAAAAAACAAAGAGUACAACCCUUUUGAGGAUGAGGAGAAAGAAGGGAAAGAAAGUGCACCCAGAAACCCCUUUGAAGACGAUAUUGACGACGAUGACAAAGGUAACCCCUUCAAAGAGACGUCAAACGAGACUCCAUCUGCCUCAACCAAUCCCUUCGAUGAAGAUGAUGAUGGCCCGGCAAUGGACGACAUAAUCGAGGAAGAGUUGCUGCUCCAGCAGAUCGAUAACAUCCGUGCAUACAUAUUUGAUGCCAAGCUGAGCGGACGCACAGACGAAGUGGAGGUAUUGUCACAAAACCUGAAGGAGCUACAGAGCACCCUACGGGAGCAAAAGAGAAAAACGCACUGACCACCGUCCACAAACCUUCUCUUUUUCAGUCUCACUUCUGUUGUGGUCAAAUGUCAAGAGAAUACUGGAACGAAGGACACAUUUAAAGCAUCUUUAAAUGUCUUGCCAUUUUUCUCUGCUGAUAUGCGCACACAAAACAGCAGACUAGAGCUUCCCUCAUAGGAGUGUGCUGACAGAAGCACAAAGGCAUGGACUUACAAAUGAGCACUUCUUUGAAGCUUUUCAGUAGAGGCAUAUAGGGUUGGAGAAAACAAGACUCAGUUGUUAACAGCUAUACCUGGAGAAUUUCUGAUCUGCAUACACGAACAAACCAUUAUGUCUUUGUAGUUUAUGUCUUGGUUAUUUUAGGUAACGUCUAAGGUUCCAAUAUUGUUUAGUAAUAUGGAAGAAACAGCCUAACACUUGGGAUCCAAACAAGCACCUCAACUGAAAUGUCCUGCACUUUUAGCACAGGGACAAUACAAAUGACAAAUUCAUAUCUCUUAUAUUCAAGGCACGAAAAUGCUAAGUUUCAUUAUACCUAUUAUAAUGACACUUAGCCUUUUAUUAAAUUACUUUCCAACAAGAGUUUCAAUAGACUGAGCAUGACACUUCUGUCAACAUGUGAAAACUGACUUUAGUUCUAAAGAUUUGAUGAAAAACAACCAUCAACAUCACGAGAAUUUAAAAAUAAGUGUAGUAAUAACUGUGUUCAUUACUCCAUGUAAAGUCAGGUUAAUAGACAAUUUUUAAAAAUCCAAAAAAGAAGGUAGGCUAGUACAGGCAUUUGGAAAGAGAAAGCAUUCAGAAGAGGGAAAUAUCAUGGAAGUUUAAUAAUGGACUGGAGACACCAGUGAUACAAGAACAGUUUUAAAACAGUUAAUUUGUCUACUAGCCUACUUGUUUUCCUCAGCAUGGCCAUGCAGUUGCAAAGCAUGUCUGAUGUCUCUGCACACAGAUAUAGGAAUGUAUCUCUUGCAUUACUACAACACUUUUACAGGUAGUUUGUAUACAUUAAUUGAAAUCAACACAAAAAAUCCACCACUGAAGAACUGUUGCUGAUUUCUUUGCAGCCGAAUUGGCGUUUUCUGUUAACCUGAAGCUCACACUGUGUGGGCUAAAUGAAACUAAAGCUGAACUAUUACAUUUUUUUGUUGUGGUUGUUCUUAAAAGAGGAAUUUGAAAACAUAAGCUGCAUUUUAAUUCCAACAAUAUUAACAAUUGAGCCCCUGCAACGAAAAACCAUAUCAACCAUUUCACCCUUUUUUUGGAUUGUCAUUUGUUUUAUUGUCUAUUUUAUACUGUACAGCCUUUUACAUUAAAAGCCAAACUGUUUUCUUUACAUUUUUGAUGACUGCUUUAUUUUAAAUAUAGGGCAUCAAGCAGUGCCAUACCAUGCUUGAACGAAUUUUACCAAAAAAUUCACAUACACUGUUUUUCGUUGCAAAGCCUCAAUUGUCACGUUUUACGUUUUAGGAAAUUUAACUGGAAGUCUGGUACACUUCAGCAUUCAGGCAUCAAGCCUAAAUUGUAUGUGCUGGCCAAAAAAAGGCCUGGAGCUGAAUUUAAAGAAAAUCACAUUUGAUUGCAAUAUUAAUCAUAAAUGUCACAAUUGGAUUUUUUUCAACAAAUCAUUCAACCCUACAUAAAACACACUAGCACAUUCCAGAUAUAGCAGCAUUCAAAUACAGCAUGAAUAAACUCACCUGCUGUUUUUUACAUCAGAUCAGGCACCCCUAAUGAACGUAUCUUGGUAGAAUUACAACAAAAAAAAAAA
Molecule: messenger RNA, 4383 nt
Organism: Colossoma macropomum (tambaqui)
Lineage: Eukaryota; Metazoa; Chordata; Actinopteri; Characiformes; Serrasalmidae
Product: rabenosyn-5
Exons: 12
Coding region: 303-2627 (774 amino acids)
Molecular function (GO): metal ion binding
Source: RefSeq, a predicted model, not a curated record